This is a messenger RNA of Exaiptasia diaphana, 1946 nucleotides long. Its product is annotated as solute carrier family 41 member 1. Gene Ontology annotation, biological process: monoatomic cation transport. Gene Ontology annotation, cellular component: plasma membrane. Gene Ontology annotation, molecular function: monoatomic cation transmembrane transporter activity. NCBI's taxonomy places the organism in Eukaryota, Metazoa, Cnidaria, Anthozoa, Actiniaria, Aiptasiidae. The record is from RefSeq and is a predicted model, not a curated record.
AUUAUACGUGUCUCAAAAUGGCUGUCGUGUUGRAGUGAGUUUUGGUCGAAUGAAAUUUUGCUUUUGGUUCCCUMAAUGCAGAACUUGAGUCAUCAGAACGCACAUGUAUCAAUAUUUUCAAGCCAUUUUUAUAAUUUGUGUGGCUGGAGCCCCGAARCAYGUUAAAUCGAAUGAUUCUUCGAUAAGAAAAAGACAACCUCGUUCCAAAAAAAAUUCAACCAAAAUGGUUCCUAARGCUACWCCAGUUGACGAUUCUGGAAUGRCUUUCYUAAGUCCAGAUGUUGACUUAGAAAAAGAAAUAAUAUUAUCUGACGAAGAGCCGUUUGGCAGAAUUUUACCGCGUUUUCACAGCGAUCAAGAUGUAGCAAAUGGAGAAUGUUUGAGUGGCAACCAUGAGGAUCAGGARCCUUUGAUUGUUGAUCCGGGUGGUUCRMWAAGUCCCGAUUUUCAUCUAGAUGAUAAURCGAWGAGAAUWGARAGCGAGGAAACGUCUUUUGCCAUCGCUUUACAAGUAUUUUGUCCUUUUUUGGUGGCUGGUUUUGGAACCGURGCUGCCGGUUUGUUAUUGGACGUUGUCCAGCAUUGGAAAGUAUAUCAAGAAAUUUCAGAAAUAUUUAUUCUGGUGCCAGCACUACUAGGUCUAAAAGGAAACUUGGAAAUGACUCUUGCUUCAAGACUGUCUACUGCUGCAAAUGUUGGACAUAUGGAUAAUAAAGCAGAGCUCUGGAAGCUAAUUGGAGGGAACCUUGCUCUUUUGCAGGUGCAAGCAACUGUUGUGGGUGCACUAGCAUCAGCUGCAGCAGUCCUCAUGGGAUGGGUGCUCGACGGCCAUUUUGACAUCAAUCAUGCAUUUCUUUUGUGUGCCAGUGGAUUGGUAACAGCGACGUCWGCUAGUUUUGUUCUUGGUUCUAUCAUGGUUGCCGUAGUACUUGUGUCAAUCAAGUGUAACAUAAAUCCUGAUAAUGUAGCAACUCCAAUAGCAGCAAGUUUAGGAGACUUGACAACUCUUGCUUUAUUAUCAGGGAUAAGCAGAUUUUUAUAUAAUAAAAUAGGUACUGAACAUCACUGGAUUGCACCAGUAAUAUGUGCAUCAUUCUUUGUAAUAUUACCAUUAUGGUUCUACAUUAGUCACAAAAAUCACUUCACACAUGGAGUAUUGUACUCUGGAUGGACUCCAGUCCUCUGUGCUAUGAUAAUAAGCAGUCCAGUCAUUAAUGGUGUUGGGGGCAAUUUAGUAGCUGUACAAGCUAGUAGACUUUCAACAUUCCUCCAUCAAAGGGGCCGUCCAGGAAAAAUGCCAAAAGGAGUUAAAUUUAAGGGGUGUAUUGAUACAUUCUUCGGCUCAGGAAUCCAUUCCAGAACGGCGAGGGUGUUGUUAUUUCUGGUCAUUCCUGGUCAUCUAAUAUUUCUGUACACAAUUAAAGUCAUGCAGGGCGGGCAUACAUCGUUCACUGCUAUCUUCACAUCGUCUUAUAUAUUUACUGGAGUACUACAGGUAUUGCUACUACUUCUACUAGCACAUUGGAUGGUAUAUUGGAUAUGGCGGCAAGGAAAAGAUCCCGACAACUACGCCAUUCCUUAUUUAACAGCAUUUGGUGAUCUACUGGGAACUGGGCUCUUAGCACUAGCAUUCCAUCUACUGUGGCUUAUAGGCGAUAGAGACAGCGACGUCGGGGAUUAAUUCUUAUCGAAAUUGUAUUUUAAAAAAACACUUAAACUAGAGUGGUUUUCAUAAACCCGUGAAACAAAGUGUAAUAAUUAGAGCGUAAUAGAUCGUAAUAGUCUCGUAAAGACAAUAAAAAACAAAAGAGCCAAAGUGUAAUAGCGAUAAAUACGCUAAAGUGUGUUUCACGGGUUAAUGAAAACCACUCUAUAAAAGGUAAUAUAUUUUAGGAAAACAAACAUUAUUAUAAACAUUUAAAAACAAAUAAACAAAUUUUGAUUGG